AAAUGAAUAACACUUUACUUCCCAACUUAGAUGAUAAGCCUUAUUACCACAUCUACGAACCUUCGCUCAAAGAGACACUCAAUGCCAGUAGACAUAUACACAUUAUUCGCUUAGUUCAUGUGGAAUCGCAGACUGAGUCCCUCUCUCCCAAUGAUGAGAAAUCGAUCUACAUUCAGAAUGUGAUUAUGAGGAUGUUCCCUGAAAUCCAACUUCGAUAACACAGCAUCCUCAUCUGCCAACAUUUGUACACCAAAACAUACACAAUCUUCUUCAUGAACUCGAAAUAAGUACCUUAUAGCUAUUGUUGCAAUCGUCCACUCCAAGUUCGUUGCUAUCCAAUAGGCUUUGGAUUGGUUCUAUGUUCAGGAGAACGAUGUUCCAAGCCAGAAUUGAAGGCGUUCAAAUUCAGUGACAAUACUCCAAAAUUAGAGGAGAAAUUGAACAAUAAAUUGUCGAAACUCAUUUCCAUGGGGAAACACAAACAUGUCAAUCUGAUCCAACAGAAACAACGUUUCGGAUUGGAAGAAUUCAAAAAGCAUGUUACUGAGACUCCAGACACAGUAGUUGUGAAACCUCGUUCACAAUCGUAUUAUAAGGGAAGUUCAAAUUACUUGAAACGACCCUAUAAAUUAUAAAAAUGGAUCCAUAAUUGAGUCACUACACAUAAUUCUUCAUCGUUGUCACCAAUCUUUGUAAGACCAACCAAAUCUCUUCUGAACAGAAGGCUCUCCUCAAAUCUAGUCUGACUCACAAAGAAGAAAAAAUUUGUCGCGUUCUCAUUCAAAAUAGUGGACCUGGAAAGUAUUCGUGAACCUUCUCAUUUAAUUAGGGAAAUGCAAUUGCGAUAGGCAUUACUAGAUUAUUUGGAGGAAUAAAAUAAGGCAAUGCAAAGGAGACGGUAACAUAAAUCCAAGACUAUGCAUUUUACCAAAGAGGUCUCGGAUGAAGACAAACAAUAGAAUACAAGCAAGCAAGAAUAAUCUAUACCCCAACCAUUGGCAGGUGUUGGUGCAGUGAUGAUUGACCAACUAACAGAAUUAUUGAACAAGCAUAUUGAAAAACAUAAUUUACUUGUCCCAGAAGACAAGGAAAAGUUGUUGUCACUAUGCAAUCUAAUACUACAACUUACAUCGGAAUAAGGAGACCCAAAUGGCUAGCAUGCAUAGAACACAGCUGAUGAUAAUAAAUUAGCAGAAAUAAGUGAGAAAGAUGCUGAUUCAAGUGAAGAAGAUGUGUAUGACAAAAUGAAAAGGCAAAUAGAUGAGAUCUACAAAGAAUUAAAGAAUAUUUUUACUGGCAACUUGCACACGCAUCUGCUUCUCAUGCAAGAAGACAUUUCAUAUGAAAAUUUGUAUUAAGUGCUGAAAUUCCUUCUCAAAAUACUUGUCGAUGCUGAUGAAUUUACUUUUUUCAUUCAUCGAGACAAAGAUUGGGAAGUGUAUUCCUCAGCCAAUGAUUCCAUUAAAGAUGUCACUCCUGAAGAAGCCCUAAAGGUUAACGAUGAAUUAACAUAAAUUCGACCUUCCUACAUCCACAGAGUAGAUUCAAAACUUAAUCAAUAUCCACAAAUCCAGGAGACCUGCAAAACCAAUGCCUAUGCACAAACAUCCAUUGUUAAAUUUUAAUUGCAUAUCAAAAAUUACGAGGUCCUCUUCUGUUUGCAUUGGACAGACAAGGAUAAAAAUAACAUCAAAAGAAAUUUCAUCAAGUAUUCCUCAUUAUUAAAUUUUAGUAAUGCUAACAUCUAUGGAUUUAACACAGAUGUCACUCACCUAGCACAAUUCUUAGUUGAAACUAUCAUAACUGCUAAAGUCUAAUUCUUCAAUCCCUUGCGUUUUGCUGAUCAUGUGUAGGACAUAGGAAUUACGUUUAUGAGGAUAUCAAGAUUUUUGUUGCUUGAAGGCAUUAAACAGGUUUUGAGUGCAAAAUACGAAGUUGAAUAAGAACAAUAGAAUUAGACUGAGGGUCUGAUUAAGAAGAGCAAUGACUUGCCCUCAUUGAAAAUAGAAUUAAAAGAUUCAAAUCUAGUUACUUUAAGUAUAAAGAAUUUGGACCUCAAGAAUGAACAGGAUUCGCAAUUAUAUUCUCUUGUAAAUUAUUAUGCACAAUAUCAAAUAGAUCAUACAAAUAUUAGAGAAAUAUGAUGGUUAUGUGAAGUUAUGUUAUGAAAAGUCAGCGUUUUAUAAGUAUUUCCUUAGAACUACUGACUCCUUAUUGUUUGAUUUCAAUAAGCAAGGAGAACUGAUUUUCUUAAGCAGACCUAUUUCUAAAGCAUAAAAGUAAAUUCAUUUCCAUAUGAUUAAUUAGACAAAGAUACAAUAUCAACUUUGAUCCGAAAGCAAUUCUAUACAAUAAAAUUACUUAUCAGGAUAUAUUUGCUGAAAACAGUAUCAUUUCCAAUAUUGAGGUGAAUAUUUAGAAUAUCCAUGAAAAUAGGCAAAAUCAAUACUUGAGCAACGUCGAAAUCCCUCAAUUUGAAAUAUUUCUCAAAGUGAUUGAUAAUGACUUCAAAGGAUUCACAGUCAUCUUCCAUGAAAAUGAGGCAAGGAGACUUAAACACUACUUUAUGACUCUGAAGAUAGACAGCAUGACGAAUGACGUAUAGAAGGAAGCUGAAGUGAAUAAAUCAUUCGAAGAGGAUAUCUAAAGACAAAUACUAAUUCAAUACAAUAAGCAUCAAACCUUUAAGUUCCUAAAUCAAUUAGAUGAAACGCAAGAUGUAGCCAACUCAAUGAUAGCUCUCUUCAUUCCUGAAAAUGAGUUACAAUAGAUUAGACAUCGUAAACCUGAUGUAAAGGGUUCUGAUUCAUAAUCGAAGGACAUGCAAAUUGAUUAAUGGAUUAUCCCACCUUAAAAAAAGAAGAAGAUUAGUUCAAGUGUGUACAUCAAAUACCAACAGCAAUUAGAGUAGGUUGACAUAAACUAAUUUAAAAUACUUGAGAGAGAUUCUUAAUUGGAUUAGUUUGAAUUCAAUAUUCUAACUUUGGAUUCCUCAUAGGAAAAACAUAGGUUGGUGUAUAGCAUCUUGGAGAAGAAUGGAUUCAUCUCACAAUAUAAUAUGAAUAAUUAAUCUUUAGCUUAGUUUCUAAGUGUUCUAUAACAGAGAUACAAUAAGAAAAAUAAUUCAUUUCACAAUUAUGAUCAUGGAAUAUCAGUUAUGUAAAGUGCUCAUUUCAUGUUGUAAUGUGAAAAGGCCAAACAAUUCAUCGAUGAUUUUCGAAGAAUGGCAACCAUCAUUUCUGGCUUGUGUCAUGAUGUUUCACACACUGGCAGAACUAAUGUAUUUAUGAUUAACAGCCAAUCUAAAUUAGCCACCAGGUAUCAUGAUUCAAGUGUAAGAAUCUUAUUAUUCUUUAGCCUCUUGAAUAACACCAUGCAGCCACCACCAUAUUUAUGCUUAAAGAUUCAUCACUCAACUUUUUAAGCAAUCUAACCAAAGAGUAGCAUCAGCAAUUCAGACGCAUUCUCAUCGACAACAUUCUCUACACAGAUAUCAAAGUUCAUUUUACUCUCCUUAAAGAUUUUGAAAGCAGAAUCAAGGACGAUGUGACAAAGCCGUUUGGAACUGGAGAUGACGAUCUUAAAUUAUUAACAGGAAUGAUUAUUCAUACUGCUGAUUUCAAUGGGGGAGCUAAAGUUUUUGAUAUCUCAAGGAUUUGGUCUGAAAGAGUGAACAAAGAAUUUAGUGCUCAAUACGAAGAAGAAGGCAGAUUAGGCAUACCAUAAACACCUUUCUUAAAGGAUCUGCAUAAAAUACAUAUCAUGGCAAAAUCUGAAAUGGGAUUCUUCAAAGUUAUUGUUCGACCUUUGUGGUUCACUCUAAAUGCCUUUUUUGUAAUUAUCUGAAUAUUAUCCUAUUAGGAUGGCUAUUUGCACUAGAGCAUAACCAAUCUUGAUAACACUAUUAUUAGUUGGGAAAAGAUCUAUCAUGCCAAUCUUCCAAAAGAAGAACGACCGCCAUAAUAAUCAUGA
Paramecium octaurelia is the source of this 3972-nucleotide messenger RNA. The record is from the annotation of a GenBank genome assembly. NCBI's taxonomy places the organism in Eukaryota, Ciliophora, Oligohymenophorea, Peniculida, Parameciidae.